AUGCCUCGACGCACACAAAAUAAGACCGCUGUGCAACUGUUCUGCAAUUUCUGUAACCGCACCUUCACUAGCAAAAUUGGACUCAAGUCCCACGUCCGUCAAUCACCACGAUGCCACGAGGAUCUGGACAGACGCACGAGGGAGGUAUGCGAGAACAGCUUUGCACCUGAUUUACUCUCAAGUACCCCAAAUGAUCUCAGCACAACCUUGAAUGGUGAUGGUGAGGCCACUGGUACCCUGCCAGAAUCUCUGCCGGAGCAAGAGCCAUCUGCAAAGCACGCCAGAGUGGAAGAAAUCAAUGACGACGAUGAUCUUGAGGCUGGAGGACAUCCAAAACGACCCUUUAUUGACUAUUCCGCACGCUUCAAGGUCAAAAUCAAGAAGAAGGGGCUUACACUUUUUGAGUCAAUGCAUGCUGACCAGAUGCGGAAGGAUAACCCAUGGGCACCAUUUGAGGACGAAGAGGAGUGGGAGUUGGCUCACUGGCUUACAACCCAUGGGCUGUCGCAAGGUGCAAUUGAUGAAUAUCUGAAGCUUCCUAUUACGAGGGAGCGCACGAAGGUCUCGUAUAAGAACAAACAGUCACUUAGAAAAAAGAUCGAGCAGCUACCGAAAGGGCCGGGGGGGACGUGCGAGAUGUUUACUACAAAGGGCGAUGUCGUAGAUCCAAAGAAUGGACAGAGGAAAGUUCAGACCUUUGAACUUUGGAAGCGCGACCCUGUUGAGUGUAUCAAGGAGCUUCUGAGCAACCCUUUGUUCCAUGAACACCUUCGAUACGCACCGGAGCCGCAAUACGAAGACGCCGAAGGUGCAAAGCCUGUUAUCAAUGAGAUGUGGACUGCUGAAUGGUGGCCGCAGAUUCAGGAACGCCUGCCUCCCGGGGCGGUUGUCGCACCGGUCAUUCUGUCAUCAGACAAGACGCAGCUAUCAGCCUUCAGCGGUGAUAAGACUGCCUGGCCUGUGUAUCUCAGUCUUGGAAACAUCUCAAAGGAUCUACGCCGCUCACCAUCCUCUCAUGCGAUGAUCCUCAUCGGAUAUCUUCCCGUGGCAAAGCUUGCAUGUUUCUCGAAGGAAAAGCGACCGCGCGCCAGCUAUCAGCUCUUCCACGACUGUAUGCGCUCGCUGUUGCGUCCAUGGGUUGUACGCACGGUGCAUCCUAUUCUUGCAGCCUACAUCACAGAUCACCCGGAGCAGUGCUUGCUGACCUGCGUCAAGGAGAACCGUUGCCCAAAAUGUCUUGUACGCUCUGAGGAUUGUGGUACAGGAUUGGGGAAGCACGUGCGCUGGCGAGACCACAAGCAGACAGCGAAGAAGCUGAAACGCGCGGCAGCUGGUGAGAAGACAGCUGACUUCCGCGAAGAUGGUCUACGACCUGUUAAUCCACUCUGGGCCAACCUUCCUCACGCUGACAUCUUUGUCUGCAUUACUCCUGAUAUCCUGCAUCAGCUUCACAAGGGGAUGUUCAAGGAGCAUGUCGUGAAGUGGGCAUCCGCAUGCAUCCCCGACUCGGGUGAUGACGAGGUCGAUGCCAGAUUCAAGUGCAUGCCAGCGCAUCCUGAGCUGCGUCACUUCCGAGAGGAAAUAUCACUCGUUUCGCAGUGGACAGGAACAGAGUACAAGAACAUGGAGAAGGUCUUUCUAGGUGUCAUCGCCGGCGCAGUGCCAAAGGAAGUCAUACUUGCCAUUCGCGGACUUCUUGAUUUCAUCUACUACGCUCACUUUGAGUCGCACACCAGCACCUCACUCACAUGCCUUGAUGCCGCCUGGUGCCAGUUCCACAAGUACAAGUCAGCCUUUCGCACACACUACGCACUUGCUAAGGAGAUGCUGAAGAACUGGGCAAACUUCAACGGCAUUCCGAAGCUUCACGCCAUGGAUCACUACUUGCGAUCUAUCCAGCUUCUCGGCGCUGCGGAUGGUUACAAUACAGAGGGAACCGAACGCUUGCAUAUCAACUUUUCGAAGCAUGGCUAUCGUGCGGGGAACAACAAGAAGUACAUCCGCCAGAUGACCGAAUGGCUGGACCGGCAGGAGGCAGUGCACCGCUUCCAUGCGUACCUCCAAUGGCGUCGACCAGCUCCCAAAAAGGGCCCGCAGCUUGAGCGCGUUCUGCACGAGAGAGAAAAGUUGCAGAAGAAGCUUGAUGAGCCUGGUGCAGAGGAGCCGACGUUGCCAGCUGGGGAGAAACAGGAGGAACAGGAGUCCCGUGGCCUCCGCUCGCGCGACGGCACUCAGAUCAGCUACAGGAUCGCGAAGAAGCCGGCUCAUCCUCACGUAAAGGCUGUAGAGGCUGCAGAACGCUUUGGUGCGACAGAUCUCUCAUGGUACCUGGAAGACUUCCUGCGAGACGCAGCUACAUUCGCCCCCACGGCCGUUGCACAAUCUGUACCCAAGCUUUCAGAGCUAUCGCGCAACACGUGCAUCGACGUCUACAAGCAAGUUCGUUUUGACUUGCCGGUCAUGACGCAAGUGUCAAGGCAUGCAGUCUCAGACGUCGUCCAAGCCGUUCCGGCGCAGAAGACUUUGAUGAGCGGCGUUGAGAUUGAGUCAACAUUGGCCCAUUUCUCAACAGUUCUUGCCUACAGGAAUGCCCAUCGCCUUGAAGGUAGCCGUGUCAACGGCUCUGAGCGGGCGGCAGAUGUUCAAGAUCAUCUUGCUGUUGGGCGUGUCCGAGUGAUUUUUCGUGCGCCAGAUGCAUGGUCGAAACUGGCACCGCAUCCUCUAGUAUACGUCGAAUGGUUCACGUCACUGAACGCGUUUGAUGAGGACCUGGAUACCGGGGCUUUUGUAGCAUCUCUGUGA
Molecule: messenger RNA, 2802 nt
Organism: Phanerochaete carnosa HHB-10118-sp
Lineage: Eukaryota; Fungi; Basidiomycota; Agaricomycetes; Polyporales; Phanerochaetaceae
Exons: 6
Coding region: 1-2802 (933 amino acids)
Source: RefSeq, a predicted model, not a curated record